Nematocida major is the source of this 1068-nucleotide messenger RNA. RefSeq names its product minor histocompatibility antigen H13. Bases 1 to 1068 code for a protein of 355 amino acids. NCBI's taxonomy places the organism in Eukaryota, Fungi, Microsporidia. Gene Ontology annotation, biological process: membrane protein proteolysis. Gene Ontology annotation, molecular function: aspartic endopeptidase activity, intramembrane cleaving. The transcript has a single exon. The record is from RefSeq and is a predicted model, not a curated record. Gene Ontology annotation, cellular component: membrane; cytoplasmic side of endoplasmic reticulum membrane; lumenal side of endoplasmic reticulum membrane.
AUGUUGAGUGGGUUGUUUCUUAUUUCGGUCUCUUCAGCGCUUAUGUGGGCCGGUACGGCGCAGUAUGCAAGCGUGGACGUGAAGAAGGAAAGCAUGUCUUUGGAUGACGCGAAAAUGUUCCCUGUUGUGGGGUCAGGCGUCCUUGUGGGCCUGUUCUUUGCGCUUAGAUAUUUCCCAAAGGACCUUGUGAACACAAUAUUUCGGGCAAUCUUUUCAAUAACCGGAACCUUCUCUAUGUACAAAGCGCUUAAGAUAGCAUAUAGCUAUGUAGGGGCGCGUGCAAGCCUGCAGAAGCCUUCAAAGGAAAAAACCGAUGAGAAGACAGCGCCCAAGCAGGAGGGUGCAGCAAAGAAAGAGGCGAAGGAAAAGGCCGAGGAGAAAGAAGCCGAAGCAAAGAAGGAGAACAAGCCCGAGAGCCUCGGGUUUAUAGCAAAUACCUGGGCCUCGUUCAAGUCAGAGCUGGCAGAGUCUGCAGACGAGAUAAAGGAAAUUUUCCGCUCCUAUGCGCAGGAGUUUCGGGAGAUGCCAAACGGGCUGCUGUUUGUGGCCUCGAUUUUGAUUAGCGUGUGGUACUUCAAAACCAAAAGCAUGCAUUCUUCAAACAUCCUGGCGUGCUCUUUUGCGCUUAUGGGAAUGCAGGAGAUCCGCCCAGAGUCUGCAAUGACUGCAAUGGUGCUUCUGGGCCUUCUGUUCUUCUAUGACAUAUUCUGGGUGUUUUUCACGCCUGUGAUGAUGGGCGUGGCCAAGGGCCUGGAAAUCCCCAUUAAAAUAGUAUAUCCGUUCUCAAGGAAGGGGACAAGCAUGAUAGGCUUGGGGGACAUUGUGAUUCCUGGGCUUUUUCUGUCGCUGGCCAGAGAGUUUUCGCACAAAUACUCAGCCCCGCUUGUGUUUGCGCUGGGAUACGUUGGGUACGUCCUUUCGCUUGUUCUGACGUUUUCUGCGGUGCUAAUAUUUGGAACAGGCCAGCCUGCUCUUUUAUACAUAUGCCCAAUUAUUGUCGCAGGGAGCCUUGUGGGCGCUGCUAUCCACAAAAGGACGCGACAGUUUAUUGAGUACAAAUCUGAAUAA